Messenger RNA from Acanthoscelides obtectus, 379 nucleotides. Lineage: Eukaryota; Metazoa; Arthropoda; Insecta; Coleoptera; Chrysomelidae. The record is from the annotation of a GenBank genome assembly.
UAGCUCUGGAGUGACAAACCGGAUUGUUGUUGGGAUGUAAACAAAUCCCCGAGGCGAAAAUCUCGAGAUUGAAUUGAUUUCUUGACAGUGUUAUUCAUGAAAAUAUGUGGAGGUGAAUAGUAAAAUUAUUACUCAUGUAAAUUCUUCAAUUAAUUACCUGAAUGCAUGGAAAAUUGACUACACAUUUAUAAACUUAGUGGUAGAAAUUGUAAAGAUGAUCAAAAUGGAGUGCGAUUGCUUUCCCAAAUUGUUCAGUAACAUGGAAGAUGCUGACUACUAUAUACAGGCAGCCAAACGAAUACAGAAGAAAAACAACGGAUACAAAUUAAAAAUUAUAGUUAUUCCAUUUGUUUGUUAUUUCAAAUAAACAUGAUAAUAG